AAGACAGAAGCAUGUAAGGCGAGUGAAACAGGAGGGAGUAGGCUGUUCGCUCCUCUCUGCUCGUCCACCUUGGUCGUCGGCGAGAGAGCCUUCUUCGACGUCUUCUUGCACGACUUCUCUCCUUAUUUCUCCCUUCGCCCAAUCUUACUUUGCGGCUAGAGUAUUUUGUCUUGGUGCGUGGCAACGGGUACUGAGACGAUCGGGAGAGCUGAAUGACGCGUCGUGCAGCGUAAUUUUUGUCGCGUUACUAUUGCAUAGGAUGUCUAUCAUGUCGUCCUCGAAGAAAGCCGCGUGCAUCGCGUUCUGCCUCGCCCACCUUGCUUACGCUCUCCCUGGUCUGGGCAUCACCAAACGCGCGACGUCCCAGGCAGCGGCCCCCACCACCAUUGACAUCCCUCUCCACUUCGAUUCGAACGGUAGAUAUGUGAUUCCAGUCGUCAUGUCUCCUGGCGCGAACCAGCAGAACUUCAACUUUACGCUUGCGACCAGCACAGGUCUCACCUCUGUUGCGGGUACGGGAUGCAGCUCUUGCAGCGAUAUUAGCUUGUACAACCAGAGCGCGUCGAGCACGGCGAAGUCUCUGAACGGGAACGACAGCGUAUCCUUGACUGGCGGAUCCUACAGCGGGUCAGUUAUCAAGGAGGACUGCACCAUGACUACUACAGGCUCUCCAUGGACUUACAAGAACCAGACGAUCGUCGUCGCACAGAACCAGCAGAACGGCACCGUAUUCGGGAGCGGAGCCUCCGGCCUGCUCGGGCUCGGCACGAACCGCUUCUCCUCCGCGCAAUCCAGCAGCUCCUCUUCGUCCUCAGGCUACACCGCCGGCUUCGGCGACACCAUCUUCAGCCAAUGGCUGCAGAACAACGCCAACCAGGACAGCUUCCAGUUCGGCAUGGACAUCCUCCCGCCGGUCGCGACGCCCACGAGCACGUCCGGUUCCGCGGCCGCCUCGCCGACCUCGACCGGCGCGGGCACGCUUCACUGGCUCGCGCCCGACUCGUCGAAGUACAACCAAGGCGGCCUGACGUACAAGAACGUGCAGAGCAACUCGUCCACGGUGUACUCGGCGGGGAGUCAGCCGGAUUGGUCGGUGCCGCUCGACGGGUGGAAGGUGAGCAGCGGAGGGGACAGCUUCGAUAGUGGGGACCAGAUGAUGGUCAGCGUGGACCCGUACUACACCGACAUCUACUUCCCUGCCAAGGAGGCGCAGCUCUUCAAUGCGGUGAUCUCUGGUUCGUCCGUGCAGUCUGGCUUUUCGACGCUCGGCUCGCAGUCACAAGCGUGGGAGGUACCCUGCGGCUCCAAGGUCUCGCUGACCAUCAACAUCAACGACCAGACGUUCACGUUCGACGAGUCCGUGCUCGUGCGGCGGGCAAGCAAUGGUGCCUGUUUCAGCGGUGUGGAAGGCUGGACGGACUCCUCCGUCGAGGAGUACAUCUUUGGCGCGCUCUUUGUCAGCCAGGUGUACCUCGUCUUCAACGUCGGGCGCAACGGGACCGACGCCGUCGGCUUCGCACCCAAGGCCGCGGCCAAGAAGUCCACAAACGUCGGCGCGAUCGCCGGGGGCACCGUCGGCGGCGUCGUCGGCGUGCUCCUCAUCGGCAUCGCCGCGUUCUUCUACAUCCGCAGCCGCCAGGACCGCGCGAUCCUAAAGGACACCGUCGCGAUGGUCGAGGAGCACAAGGCCGCGAACACGAUCCAGCCGUACACCCUCGGCGCCUCGCAGCAAGGCCGGACGGGCUCGCCCGGCGUGGACGCGCCUUUGCUGUACGGCGGUGCGACGGCCCAUGAGGACGAUGUUGCGCCGCCGUCGUACGAGGCGAGCGAGGCGGGUGGCUCGGCGGUCGUUUCGGGCGGGCCGGUGAGGACGUCGAAGGGCGAGUAUGUGCGCCCGGUGUCGACGCAGACGAUCGGUGCUGGUGAGGGUCCGUCAGGGCCGAGCCAGCCUCCGCGCAUCGAGCCGAACCGGAUGUAUAACAUCGAGGAGUGAGAGGGAGUGAACUGUCGUAUUUAUCGUAGGCUUCGUUUAGUCGUAUGCAUUGUAUCCGUCGCCUUUUGUGAAUUAAGUGGAAUGACCUGCAUGAUGUGAAGAAUAACAACAGCGUGGUGGUUGAUCGGAACAAUCAAUGUUUGUGGAUUCUAGCUGGUUUGUGGGUGCGGUAUGCACGACGUUCAGCAUGCCUGUGGUUGAAAUGACAGUGGUUAAGCAGGCUCGCCCCAGCGCGUGCCAUCCAGA
Fomitopsis serialis is the source of this 2239-nucleotide messenger RNA. Its product is annotated as aspartic peptidase domain-containing protein. The record is from RefSeq and is a predicted model, not a curated record. Bases 260 to 1993 code for a protein of 577 amino acids. NCBI's taxonomy places the organism in Eukaryota, Fungi, Basidiomycota, Agaricomycetes, Polyporales, Fomitopsidaceae. The transcript has 6 exons.